AUGAAUUUUGUACUGUUGAAUCACAUAUUCAUAUUACUAACAAUACACGCAAGAUUUCACUUGGAUUUGGUAGAAUGUUUGUAG
Messenger RNA from Macrosiphum euphorbiae (potato aphid), 84 nucleotides. Lineage: Eukaryota; Metazoa; Arthropoda; Insecta; Hemiptera; Aphididae. The record is from the annotation of a GenBank genome assembly.